AUGGGAAAGUCACAGCCGCAAGUUAAAAAAGAAAAGAAACCGAAGACGCCGAAGGACAUAAAGAAGGAACUAGAAGCAAAAUUGUUUGGUGAAAAGGAUAAGAAGAAAAAGAAGGAAAUCCAAGGACAGAUCAAGAAAAUAGACAUGGAAAUAGAGGCCGAAAACAAAAAGAGGAAAGAUGUUGAAAUAGCCAAGAAAGUCACAAUUAGGCAGCUGAUACCAGUUGGAGUAGAUCCUAAAACAGUAUUCUGCUUGAAUUUUAAGAACAAAAACUGUAAUUUGGGUGAGAAAUGCCAGUUCUCGCAUAUUGCGCCCAAAAAAGAAGAUCAACUUGAUGAUAAACAGGAUACUGGCCCAAAAUUGGUUUGUAAGUUCCUGAUUGAUGCUCUAAACAACAGAGAAUUCUCAUCCGAAUGGGUUUGUCCGCUCCCAAAGUGCAAGGAUCUCCACAAGAUGACAGAAAUGUCAGAAAAUACCGAAAUUGAAUUGAGCCUGGAAGAGUUCUUAGAAUUACAGCGUCAAACAAUUGAUGCAGCCAAAUCUACACCAGUUACGGAAGAAACAUUCAAGAUAUGGAAGGAAAAGAAGAGGAAAGAGGAAGAAUUGCAUGCUAAACGACUUGCUGCACUCUCUACUGCACCUAAGGGCGUAGAUCUGUUCAAAUUCCAGCCUGAUAUAUUUGAAGAUGAUGAAGCAGAUGGUGAUGAUAUCGACUACCAUGCUCGAGAAGAAGUUGAAUCAGAUCAAGAAGAAUAA
This is a messenger RNA of Enterospora canceri, 756 nucleotides long. Lineage: Eukaryota; Fungi; Microsporidia; Enterocytozoonidae. The record is from the annotation of a GenBank genome assembly.